This is a messenger RNA of Lucilia cuprina (Australian sheep blowfly), 21997 nucleotides long. It is a transcript of the gene futsch, whose product is annotated as microtubule-associated protein futsch. The record is from RefSeq and is a predicted model, not a curated record. Gene Ontology annotation, molecular function: actin binding; microtubule binding. NCBI's taxonomy places the organism in Eukaryota, Metazoa, Arthropoda, Insecta, Diptera, Calliphoridae. Gene Ontology annotation, cellular component: microtubule; dendrite; neuronal cell body. Bases 91 to 21732 code for a protein of 7213 amino acids. Gene Ontology annotation, biological process: axonogenesis; microtubule cytoskeleton organization; dendrite development. The transcript is spliced from 5 exons.
AUUACAGGCGAACGACUCAUUCAGUAUGCUAGUGAAAAUCUAGUCACUGAGGUUUUAAUACAUCCUCAAUAUAAUACUCUUAUACAAUGUAUGCGUAAUAUGCUUAGCAGUUUUACUCGUCAUCGUCAUAUAAUCCAUGCCGGUUAUACAUUUUCUGGCAAUGGUUCCUGGAUACUACAGGAUGGAACCUUUUCGGUUGGCGAUUUUUCUGAAGCAUUUCAAGAGCAUGAUGUACAAAGAGUCAUACGCGCCUAUGCAGACACUAUAUCAAUGAAUAUACAUUGCGCUGACAGUGGUCUGUGGCAUACAUUGCCCGAUAAGAGCUUUGCUCGUCUAUGUAAAAUACGCAUCAAUCCUGUUGAUGUUUUGGACACCAGCAGUGAGAGCAUUAAUGCUUUUAUAGACUAUCUUGCUCCCAUGUUGGUACCCACCUCCAUACGUGAACUACUUGAGACCUCGGAUGUUGUGGGUAAUAUACGCUUUACACAUCCCACUCUAUAUGUCUUCCCUGGCGGCCAAGGUGAUGCUGCCUUAUUUGGCAUUAAUGGUUUUAAUAUGUUGGUCGAUGGUGGCUUUAAUCGCAAGGCUUGUUUCUGGGAUUUUGUCAGACACCUCGACCGUUUGGAUGCUGUUCUUAUGACUCGCUUGAACAAUUCAAAUAUCCAGGGUCUGAGUUCAGUGGUGGAACGUAAACGUGAUGCCCAUGUCUAUCCACAGAUUGGCCACUUCUUUUGCAAUGUUCCCGAUCGCAAGGGUGGUUUACCUAGUCCCGAUGGCGACAAAGAUCGUAAUCCCUUAUUAGUGGAUCUCUUCGAAAGAGGCCACAAUCUAGUCAGUGAUCUCAAGUCAUUGGAUCUUAAACCACAAACUUGUUUCCGUGCUCCCGAGCCCAUUAAUCUUUAUCACAAAGUUGGCCAUGGUACUUUGGAUAUGUAUGUCAUUAGUCCUUCUCGCGACUCUAAAGAAGUGAAGGAGUUUAUGCAAAAAUGGCACUCAGGCGAUCAACGUUUAUUUGCUUCACGUGACUCCCGGGAUUUUAAUUUUCCCUUACAAAAUCUGGUAUCCAUUUGUGCUCUCUUGGUUUGGCAGCCUGCAAAUCCCGAUGACUCCAUAACACGUAUACUCUUCCCUGGCAGCACUCCCGACUUUAAGAUCCAAGAAGGUCUGGAGAAACUUAAACAUUUGGAAUUUAUGAAGCAUUCCACAUGCACUGCCAAAUCUAUAGCACCUGCCAUACAAACUGUGGUAACCACACGUAAAACUCUCAAGUCUGCCCUCGAGCCGGCUGCGCCCAUUACUACCAAGCCCUCGAAAUUCAUGCCAGUGGCUGCAGCAGCUGUUGCCGUACAACAGGACAACAAAAUGAAAGAAGCCGUGGCUUCUUCAGCCGACGAAGACAAAAUCGAAAAAAUCUAUCAAGAAGAGGAAAAGCACUUACCUCUCAAGAAAAAAGAAGACUCCGUGGAGACUGAUGAACAAGCAGUAGAAACUGGAGAUGAAGCUUUACCGGAACCUACAGCUGACACCGCCAGUAAGGAUGGUGAUCAAGUUGAUGGUGAACAGGUAGAAGACAACAAAGAAACUACAGAGAAGAAGGUGGAAGUUGUAAUUGUUAAGCCACAGCCUCAAGCACCACCUCCUGCCAAAGAAAUCAUUGAAACCGCUGAACCUAUUAAACCAGCCGCUAAAGCUGCAAAGGCCAAAGCGGAAAAACCCAGAGCUGAAGUUAAGCCCUUGGUAAGAUCUCGCAUUGACACUAGGCCACCCAAGUCAUUGGAACGUAAAGUUGUCAAGAAAGAUUUGGCCGAAAAAAAGAGCUCACCCACAGCCACACCACGUAAACAGGAUGCCGCCAAAACUGCUACUAGAGAAGUCAAAUCCAAGAUUAUGACCAGAGCUGCAAAGGCUAGCCCUAGCAGCACUCCAGCCAAAAGUACUAAAGAGGCCAAUAAUCGCAAGGUUUUGGAAUCAAAACAACAAACUAUUAGACAGACUACAACUACUACCUCCAGACGUGUCACCACCACUGCUGAAAGAAAAGCUGCUGAACCACGAAAACCUAUAUCGCGUCGUCCUCGUGGUGCCUCACCCUCAAAACGUGCUCCUGGUAGUCCUAUUAAGGCUGCUAAGCCAAAGGUGGCUGAUAUGAAGAAAUCCAGACUAGAUAAGGGCGGUACUACCGACUCCAGCUUGGUGUCCACACCUUCGGCUGAUGAGCAAGCAGCUGCCAAAAAACUACAAGAUUUGACUGCUUCCCAAGAAUUAGAUGCUGAAAAACAACGUGAACUCGAUGACCUUAAAGAAGAACAAGAAGUCGUUAGAGAAAUUGAGGCAGUUUUCAGCCGGGACGAAAUGAAACGUCAACAGCAAAUUAAAGCUGAAAUAAGGGAAGUUCCCAAACAAGACAGCACAACAGAAGCCGAUGAAGAAGAUGAAUAUUUGAUUAUCGAAAAGGAAGAAGUAACCGAAGAUUCUAUGGUAGAGAGCAGCAUGACUAAAGAAGAAGAAAUACAGAAGCAUCAACGUGACUCACAGGAAUCUGAAAAGAAACGCAAAAAGAGCGCUGAAGAAGAAAUUGAGGCUGCCAUUGCCAAGGUUGAAGCCGAAGAACGUAAAGCAAGAUUAGAAACAACUACAUCUGCUGACAGAAAGGACGAGGAAGAAGAGGUAGCCGAAGAAGCUGAAGAAGCAGCAGAAGAAGAGGAAGAACCUGCUGAAGAAGAAGCCGAUAAAGUUAGUUCACCCGUUAAAACUGAGCUCAAAGCAGAAGUCCAAGAUAUUAUUACUGCAGCUAAAGACAUUGUUAAAUCCAAAACAGACGAACAAUUGGCCAAAACUGAUGAAGAGCUUUCUUCUGUAACUCCUGAAGAAAAAAUAAGCAGUGCUAAGAAAACUUCAGAUACCAAAGAUGAUUUAGUGGGCAUACCCAUUGAACCUAUACCUGCCAACUUGCAAGAAAGUCUUCCCGAAGAGAAAUUCUCAGCCACCAUUGAAUCAGGUGCAACUACCGCUCCAACUCUACCCGAAGAUGAACGUAUACCCUUAGAUGAAAUUAAAGAGGAUCUGGUAAUUGAAGAGAAAUAUGUCAAAGAAGAAACGAAAGAAAUUGACGCCAUUGCUGCAGUCACAGCUGUUACAGCGGUUAUGCCACCUUCUGAGCCCAGUGCUGAACCAAAAGAGAUUCCUAUGCAAAAUAUCACUGUUGGUCUUGCCACUGCUGAACGUGUUCUUCCCAUGAAAAUGACCUUUGAUGCUCAACAGAAUCUUAUGCGUGAUGUUGUUAAAACUCCAGAUGAAGUUGCUGAUUUGCCAGUUCAUGAAGAAGCUGAUUUAGGUGUUUACGAAAAGGAUGCACAAGAGAGUGGUAAAUCAAUUUCCCAAAAGGAGGAAUUGGCCAAAGAAGAAAAAGAAACAGAGGAAAAAGAAAUUGAACAACCAACAGAAGAACAGCAAAAAGAAAUAUCUGAAAAGGAAAAAACUCCAUCACCAACAGAAAAAAUUGCAUCACCUGUUGAAAAGGCACCAACACCUACUGAAAAGCUAGCAUCUCCUGUUAAAGAAGAAGCAAUUGAAGAAACAGCCGAUGUAGCAUUGGUAGAAAAACCCGAUUCACAAAUUGCUGCACUUCCUACAAAAGAAAUAAAGGAAAGUACUGAAAAGCCAUUAGAAGCCACUAAGGUUUUGGAAUCUAAAGAGAAGAAAAAAUCUGUGAGUUCACCAGAUGAAAAAGAAAUUAGCGAUAUAACCUCUGAUGAUGAAGUUCCCGCUCAAAUGCCAACAUCUAAAGCUCCUGAAAAACCAAAAGAACAUGACGACACUGUCUCAGUAGACAGUCCACCUACUAUAGAGGAAGCUAUUGAGGUAGAAAUUCAAAAAUCACUACAAGCCAGCCGUAAAGCUUCUGCUGAACCCAAAGAAACCGAAGAGAGAAGAAAAUCUACCAUUUCUGUUGCCGAGAGCAAAAAAGAUGAAAAAUCUCCAGUAGAAUCUAAGGAGCCUUCACGUAAAGCUUCAGUUGCGGAGAGUGAAAAAGGAAUUAAAGAAGAAGAAAAAUCACCUGCUGAAUCUAAAGAGGAACUUGAUGAAGUUUCUCGUAAAACAUCAAUUGCAGAGAGCAAGAAGGAUGAAAAAUCACCUUCUGAAUCUAAAGAACCUUCACGUCCAGUAUCUGUUGCUGAAAGUGAAAAGGAUAAAAAAUCGGCUGAGGUAUCUAAGGAUGUUUCGCGAAAGGCAUCCAUUGCCGAUAGCAAAAAAGACGAAAAAUCACCUGUUGAAUCCAAAGAACCCUCACGUCCUGUUUCUGUAGCCGAAAGUGAAAAAGAUAAGAAAUCACCAGAAGAGUCUAAAGAUGUUUCACGAAAACCAUCAAUUGCUGAAAGCAAGAAAGAUGAAACAUCACCUGCUGAAUCUACAGAACCUUCCCAACCAGAAUCUGAAGUCGUUAGCGAAAAGGAUAAAGCAUCUCCCAAGAAAUCGAAAGAAUCGUCACGUAAGACAUCAAUUGCUGAAAGCAAAGAAGAUGAAAAGUUAUCAUCAAAGGAACCCUCACGACCAUUGUCGGUGGCAGAAAGUGAAACAGAUAAGAAGUCAAUAGAAGAAACAGUAACUGAAAUUAAAAUGGAUACAGCAACUGGUAAACCCGCAUCAAUUCCUACUAGCGAAAAGGACAAAGAAUCACCAGUAGAAUCAAACGAACCAUCACGCAAGCCAUCAAUUGCCGAAAGCAAGGAAGACGAAAGAUUAUCAACAGCAUCUAAGGAUACCUCACGGCCAGUAUCUGUCGCUGAAAGUCAAGCAGAAAAGAAGUCUCUUGCAGAAUUAGAAUUGUCUCGCAAAACAUCAGAUGCUGAAUCAAAAGAAAUUUCUCAGCCCGAAUCUGUAGUCGAAAUUGAAAAAGAUAAAGCAUCGCCUGCAGAGUCCAAAGAACCAUCGCGCAAGUCUUCAAUUGCAGAUACUAAAAUGGAAGACAAAUCACUUGCGAAAUCAGAGGAGGACGUGGAUGUUACACGCAAAGCAUCUGUAGCGGAUAGCAAAAAAGACGAAAUAUCUCCUGAAGAAUCGAAAGAAGUUUCUCGCCCCGCUUCAGUCGCUGAAAGCGAAGCAGAUAAACAAUCAAUUAAAGAAUUGGAUGUUUCUCGUAAAACAUCAAUCGUUGAAAGUAAGAAAGAUGAAAAAUCGCCAAUCGAAUCCAAAGAACCUUCACUUCCAGAAUCUGUUACUGUCAGUGAAAAAGAUAAAACAUCGCCCAUGGAAUCUAAAGAACCUUCUCGACCAGUAUCAAUUGCCGAAAGUGAAGCUGAAAAGAAAUCAAUUGAAGAACUGGAAACAUCCCGUAAACCAUCAAUUGUUGAAAGUAAAAAGGAUGAAAAAUCACCAGUUGAAUCCAAAGAACCUUCACUACCGGAAUCUGUUGCUGCAAGCGAAAAGGAUAAAACAUCCCCAGUAGAAUCUAAAGAGCCCUCCCGACCAGUAUCAGUUGCCGAACGUGAAGCUGAGAAGAAAUCAAUUGAUGAACUGGAAACUUCACGUAAACCAUCAAUUGUUGAUAGCCAAAAAGAUGAAAAAUCUCCAGUUGAAUCCAAGCAACCUUCACUUCCGGAAUCUGUUGCUGAUAGCGAAAAAGAUAAAACAUCGCCUGCGGAAUCAAAGGAAACCUCACGACCAAUAUCAGUUGCCGAAAGUGAAGCUGAGACGAAACCAAUGGAAGAAAUUGAAACUUCUCGUAAACCAUCAAUUGUUGAAAGCCAAAAAGGUGAAAAAUCACCAGCUCAAACCAAACAACCUUCUCUUCCGGAAUCCGUUGCAGCUAGCGAAAAAGAUAAAACAUCGCCCGUGGAAUCUAAAGAACCAUCACGACCUGUAUCAGUCGCCGAAAGUGAAGCUGAGAAAAAAUCAAUAGAUGAACUGGAAACUUCUCGUAAACCAUCAAUUGUUGAAAACCAAAAAGAUGAAAAAUCACCAGUUCAAUCCAAACGACCUUCUCUGUCGGAAUCCGUUGCUGCUAGCGAAAAAGAUAAAACAUCGCCCGUGGAAUCUAAAGAAACCUCUCGACCUGUAUCAGUUGCCGAAAGUGAAAGUGAGAAAAAAUCAAUUGAAGAACUGGAAACUUCACGUAAAUCGUCAAUUGUAGAAAGCCAACAAGAUGAAAAAUCACCAGUUGAAUCUAAAGAAGCUUCACAAGCUGUAUCUGUUGCUACUAGCGAAAAAGAUAAAACAUCGCCUGUGGACUCUAAGGAACCCUCACGACCGGUAUCAGUUGCCGAAGAAAGUGAAGCUGAGAGGAAAUCAAGCGAAGCACUUGAAGCUUCACGUAAACCAUCAAUUGUUGAAAGCAAAAAAGAUGAAAAAUCACCAAUUGAAUCUAGAGAAACUUCAUUGCCAGUAUCUGUUGCUGCUAGUGAAAAAGAUAAAACAUCGCCUGUAGAAUCAAAAGAACCCUCAAGACCAGUAUCUGUUACCACAAGUGAAAUGGGUAAGAAAUCGGAGGAAGCUUCCGAGGAUGUGUCAAGAAAAUCUUCCAUUGUCGAAAGCAAGAAAGAUGAAAAGUCUCCUGUUGAAUCCAAGGAACCUUCGCGACCAGUAUCUGUAGCUGAGAGUGAAGCAGACAAAAAAUCUCUUCAAGAGUCUAUAGAUGUAUCAAGAAAGGAAUCAAUCGCUGAAAGCAAAAGAGACGAAAAAUCUCCCGCAGAGUCAAAAGAACCCUCACGACCUGUAUCUGUUGCCGAAAGUGAAAAGGAUAAAGAAUCUGAGAAAGCUACUGAGGAAGUGUCACGAAAAGCAUCUUCUAUUGAAAGCAAGAAAGAUGAAAGAUCUCCCGUUGAAUCCAAGGAACCUUCCCGACCAGUAUCUGUUGCUGAAAGUGAAGCAGACAAAAAAUCUCUUGAUGAUUCUAAAGAUGAAUCACGAAAGGAAUCAAUAGCGGAAAGCAAGAAAGACGAAAAAUCUCCUGCAGAGUCGAAAGAACCCUCACGUCCAGUAUCUGUUGCCGAAAGUGAAAAGGAUAAGAAAUCUAAGGAUGGUUCUGAGGAUGUGUCACGAAAAGCAUCCAUUGCCGAAAGCAUGAAAUAUGAAAAAUCGCCUGUUGAUUCUAAAGAACCCUCCAGACCAGUUUCUGUCGCUGAAAGUGAUGCAGACAAAAAAUCCGUAGAAGGGUCUAAAGAUGUAUCAAGAAAAGAAUCGAUAGCAGAAAGCAAGAAAGACGAAAAAUCUCCUGAAGAUUCUACUGAACCAUCGCGACGAGAAUCUGCUGUUGAAAGUGAAAAGGAUAAUAAGUCUGAAGCAGAUUCCGAGGAGAUUUCACGAAAAGCAUCCAUUGGUGAAAGCAAGAAAGAUGAAAAAUCUCCUACGGAAUCUAAGGAACCUUCCCGACCAACUUCUGUCGCUGAAAUUGAAGAAGAAAAAAAAUCUGUUGAAGACUCUAAAGAUGUAUCAAGAAAGGAAUCAAUCGUUGAAACCAAGAAAGACGAAAAAUCUCCUGUAGGGUCUACCGUACCUUCAAGACCAGAAUCUGUUGAAAGUGAAAAGGAUAAGAAAUCUGGGGAAACUUCCAUAGAUGUUUCACGAAAGGCAUCCAUUGCUGAAAGCAAGAAAGACGAAAAAUCUCCUGUAGAGUCUAAGGAAUCUUCACGACCGGUAUCUGUUGCCGAAAGUGAAAAAGAUAAGAAAUCUGGAGACGAUGAUGUUUCACGAAAGACAUCCAUUGCUGAAAGCAGGAAAGAUUAUGAAUCUCCUGGAGAAUCUAAGGAACAUUCCCGGCCAGUUUCUGUCGCUGAAAGUGAAGCAGAAGUGAAAGAUGUCUCAAGAAAGGAAUCAAUUACAGAAAGCAAGAAAGAUUAUGAAUCUCCUGGAGAAUCUAAAGAUCAUUCGCGACCAUUAUCAGUUGCUGAAAGUGAAGCUGAUAAAAUAUCAACUGAAGAACUGGAAACAUCACGUAAACCAUCAAUUGUUGAAAGCAAAAAAGAUGAAAAAUCACCAGUUGAAUCCAAAGGACCUUCACUACCAGAAUCUAUUGUUCCUAGCGAAAAAGAUAAAACAUCGCCUGCGGAAUCUAAAGAACCCUCACGGCCUGUAUCAGUUGCCGAAAGUGAAAAUAAAUCAAUUGAAGAAACUUCCCGUAAAACAUCAAUUGCUGAGAGUAAGAAAGACGAAAAAUCGCCAGUUGAAUCUCAAGAUCCUUUACUACCAGAAUCUAAAGAACUCUCACGACCUGCAUCUAUUGCCGAAAGUGAAGCUGAGAAAAAAUCACUUGAAGAACAGGAAACUUCCCAAAAACCAUCAAUUGUUGAAAGCAGAAAAGAUGAAAAAUCACCAGUUGAAUCCAAAGAACCUUCACUUCCAGAAUCUGUUGCUACUAGUGAAAAAGACAAGACAUCUCCUAUGGAAUCUAAAGAAACCUCACGACCUGCAUCAGUUGCCGAAAGUGAGACUGAGAAGAAAUCAAUUAAAGAACUGGAAACAUCACGUAAACAAUCAAUUGGUGAAAGCAAAAAAGAUGAAAAAUCACCAGUGGAAUCCAAACAACCUUCACUUCCGGAAUCUGUUACUGCUAGCGAAAAAGAUAAAACAUCGCCCGCCGAAUCGAGGGAACCCUCACGACCUGUAUCAGUUGCUGAAAGUGAAGCUGAGAAGAAAUCAAUUGAAGAACUGGAAACUUCCCGUAAACCAUCAAUUGUUGAAAGUGAAGCUGAGAAGAAAUCAAUUGAAGAACUGAAAACUUCCCGUAAACCAUCAAUUGUUGAAAGCAAAAAAGAUGAUGAAUCACCAGUUGAAUCCAAAGAACCAACACUUCCAGAAUCUGUUGCUACUAGUGAAAAAGACAAGACAUCUCCUAUGGAAUCUAAAGAACCCUCAAGACCUGUAUCAUUUGCCGAAAGUGAAGCUGAGAAGAAAUCAAUUAAAGAAAUGGAAACAUCACGUAAACCAUCAAUUGGUGAAAGCAAAAAAGAUGAAAAAUCACCAGUGGAAUCCAAACAACCUUCACUUCCGGAAUCUGUUGCUGCUAGCGAAAAAGAUAAAACAUCGCCCGCCGAAUCGAAGGAACCAUCACGACCUGUAUCAGUUGCUGAGAGUGAAGCUGAGAAGAAAUCAAUUGAAGAACUGGAAACUUCCCGUAAACCAUCAAUUGUUGAAAGCAGAAAAGAUGAAGAAUCACCAGUUGAAUCCAAAGAACCUUCACUUCCAGAAUCUGUUGCUACUAGUGAAAAAGACAAGACAUCUCCUAUGGAAUAUAAAGAACCCUCACGACCUGUAUCAGUUGCCGAAAGUGAAGCUGAGAAGAAAUCAAUUAAAGAAAUGGAAACAUCACGUAAACCAUCAAUUGGUGAAAGCAAAAAAGAUGAAAAAUCACCAGUUGAAUCUAAACAACCUUCGCUUCCGGAAUCUGUUGCUGCUAGCGAAAAAGAUAAAACAUCGCCCGCCGAAUUGAAGGAACCCUCAAGACCUGUAUCAGUUGCUGAAAGUGAAGCUGAGAAGAAAUCAAUUGAAGAACUGGAAACUUCCCGUAAACCAUCAAGUGUUGAAAGCAAAAAAGAUGAAGAAUCACCAGUUGAAUCCAAAGAACCUUCACUUCCAGAAUCUGUUGCUACUAGUGAAAAAGACAAGACAUCUCCUAUGGAAUCUAAAGAACCCUCACGACCUGUAUCUGUUGCCGAAAGUGAAGCUGAGAAGAAAUCAAUUAAAGAAAUGGAAACAUCACGUAAACCAUCAAUUGGUGAAAGCAAAAAAGAUGAAAAAUCACCAGUUGAAUCCAAAGAACCUUCACUUCCAGAAUCUGUUGCUGCAUCGCCUAUGGGUUCUAAAGAACCAUCACGACCAGUAUCUGUUGCUGAAACUGAAAAGGAUAAGUUUUCUGAGGAAGUUUCUGCGGAUGUUUUACGAAAAGCAUCCGUUGCCGAAAGCAAGAAAGACGAUAAAUCUCCUGUAGAUUCUAAGGAACCCUCACAACCGGAAUCAGUUGCCGAAAAAGAAAAAGAUAAGAAAUCUGAGGUAGAUUCUGAAGAGAUUUCACGAAAAGCAUCCACUGCGGAAAGCAUGAAAGAUGAAAAAUCUCCUGUAGAAUCAAAGGAACCGUCACGACCAGUUUCUGUCGCCGAAAGUGAAGCAGACAAAAUAUCCGUUGAAGGGUCUAAAGAUGUAUCACGAGAAUCGUUAGUAGAAAGCAAGAAAGACGAAAAAACUCCUGUUGAGUCUGAGAAACCCUCACGACCGGUAUCUGUUGCCGAAAGUGAAAAAGAUAAGAAAUCUGAGGUAGAUUCCGAGGAGAUUUCUCGAAAAGCAUCUAUUGCUGAAAGCAAGGAAUCUUCUGUAGAAUCUAAAGAACCUUCUCGACCAACUUCUGUCGCUGAAAGUGAAACAGAAAAAAAAUCUGUUGAAGGCUCUAAAGAUGAAUCAAAAAAAGAUUCAAUAGCAGGAAGCAAGAAAGACGAAAAAUCUCCUGAAGAAUCUAAAGAACCGUCGCGACCAGAAUCUGCUCUUGAAAGUGAAAAGGAUAAGAAAUCUGAAAUAGAUUUCGAGGAAAUUUCACGAAAAGCAUCCAUUGCUGAAAGCAAAAAAGAUGAAAAAUCUCCUACGGAAUCUAAGGAACCUUCCCGACCAACUUCAGUCGCUGAAAGUGACGCAGACAAAAAAUCCGUUGAAGGGUCUAAAGAUGUAUCAAGAAAGGAAUCGAUAGCAGAAAGCAAGAAAGACGAAAAAUCUCCUGUAGAGUCUAAGGAACCCUCACGACCGGAAUCUGUUGCCGAAAGUGAAAAAGAUAAGAAAUCUGAGGAAGCCUUUAAGGAUGUUUCGCGAAAAGCUUCCGUAGCCGAAAGCAAAAAAGACGAAAAAUCCCCAGUAGAAUCUAAGGAACCUUCCCGACCACUUUCUGUCGCUGAAAGUGAAGCUGGCAAAGAAUCUGUUGGAGAGGCAAAAGAUGUAUCAAAAAAGGAAUCAAUUGCAGAAAUCAAGAAAGACGAAAAAUCUCCUGAAGAAUCUAAAGAACCUUCGCGGCCAGAAUCAGUCGAGGAAGCUGAAUUAGACAAAAAAUCUGUUGAAGAUUCUAAAGAUGCACCACGAAAGGAAUCAAUUUCAGAAAGCAAGAAAGUCGAAAAAUCUCCCGCGGAAUCUAAAGAACCUUCGCGUCCAGAAUCUGUCGCGGAAAGUGAAGUAGACAAAAAAUCUGUUGAAGAUUCUGAACACGUAUCACGAAAGGCAUCAAUUGCAGAAUACAAGAAAGACGAAAUAUCUCCUGCAGAAUCCAAGGAACCUUCCCGACCAGUUUCUGUCGCUGAAAGUGAAGGAAGCAAAAAAUCAGCUGUAGAAUCUAAAGAUAUGUCUCGAAAGGAAUCAAUCGCAGAAAGCGAAAAAUCACCAGUUGAAUCUAAAGAAACUGCCGUAGUAUCUGCAGAUGACAAAAAGGAUGCAGCUAAAGAACCUUCACCAACUGAGUCUAAAGAAGUGUCUCGUCCUGUUUCAGCAACAGGAAGUUUCGAAGAUUCUGAACAACAGUCAGUUAUCGAAGCUAAACAAGAUGAUAUUACAAAAUCUCCAGUUUCUGCCAAGGAAGCAAAGAAAGAAACUGUUCAAAAAGAUUUCGUUCCUGAUGCAACCAAAAAAUCUCCAUCUGCUGAAACGAUUUUACGGCCAAUAUCAAUAGCUGAAUCCAUAAUUUCCGAACAAAUUUCACCCUCUCAAUUUGAAACUGUUUCCUCACCAGUGGAUGAAGCACCUAAAGAGCCCAAAGAAGAUCUUAAAGCCAAAAAGGAACAAUUUACAAUUGAACUUAAAGAUAUCACUACAACCGGAAAAUUACCAACAACAUCCAGUCCAGUAGAUGUUGCUGAAGGAGAUUUUCCUGUAGAAGCUAAACAAAAAGUUAAAGAUUUGGAACAAGAAACAAAGUUUGCUGUAACCGAUACAGUUUCUACUCCCAUUGAUGAAGCAAGCGAACUUGAAAUAGACGUAGCCGUAACCGAAACUAUUUCUCCUAAACCUUCUGCUACUGCUAGCCCUAAAGAUGAAGAUUUUACUAAAUCUAAAGAAUCAUCACGUCCAGAAUCAGCAGCAGCAAGUGAUAAAGAUAAACCUAUUGGUGUUCCCGAUGAGGAUAAAAAAUCCCAUUCACCUAAAGAAAUGCUAGACAUGGGUAAAGUUUUACCUUCUCAAAUCGAAACUGUUUCUUCACCAGUUGAUGAAGCUGCUAAAGAUUUGACGGAAGAUAUUAAAACCAAGAAGGAGCAAUUCACUAUUGAACUAAAGGAAUCAGCCGAAACUGGUAAGCUACCAACAUCAUCAAGUCCGGUUGAUGUUGCCGAAGGUGAUUUUCCAGAAAAAUCCAAAGAACAAAUACACGAUUUAAAAGAAGAAACUAAGUUUGCCGUAACCGAUACUGUUUCUACUCCUAUUGAUGAGGCUCCAGAAAUAGCUAAAGAAGCAGGAAGUGCUAAAGAUGAAGCUGAAUCUAAGGCAACUUCACGUAAAUCUUCGAAGGAAGAGGUCACAUCAAAGUCUAAAGAAACUUCUCCUACUGAUUCUAAGGAUGAUGAAAGGAAAUCUCCAUCCUCUCCUAAAGAUGUCACUAUUUCGAAAUCUGUUGACACAGAUAAAGUUUCAACCUCACAAAUUGAAACCGUCUCCUCACCAGUUGACGAGGCUGCUAAAGAAUUAAUAGAAGACAUAAAAGACAAAAAAGAACAGUUUAUAAUUGAUAUCAAAGCCACAGCUCAGGAAGGACAACUACCCACAACAUCCAGUCCUGUCGAUGUUGCAGAUGGCGACUUCCCACAAGAAAUUAAACCACAAGUACAAGAUUUGCAACAAGUAACCCAGUUUGCUGUUACUGAAACUAUUUCUACGCCAAUUGAUGAAGCGCCAGAACUUAAAGAGGUACUUGAAAAGGAAUUUGUUCAAGUUGAAGCAAAAUUAACUGAACAAGAUUCCAAAACUGAGGCUAAACAAGAAGUCAAAGAAACUAUUACAGAAAAAGUUGAUGAAGCUAAAACUGAAUCUAAGGGUAUAUUCGGUACAAUCACCGGAUUUGUAAAAGACGUUAAGGAUAUUUUCGCCAAGGAAACUGAAACAGUUGUCGAACAAGUUUCCGAACAAAUGGAAGAUGUCAAGCAGUCUGUUGAUAAACUUGUAACAGAUGUUAAGGAAUCAACUGAAGAAAUUACCAAAACUGUAGCAGAUGCUGGUAAAACAGUCGUCGACGACAUCAAAGAAACAACUAAAGACAGCCAUAAGUUUUCUUCAGUUACCGAUGAUCAACUUCAUGAAUCAACUGAAAUUGAAAAACUUAAAGAUUCAUCCCACACUUUAAUUGAUUUUUCACAAAAACUCGAAGAACUAAAAGAGUCUGCAACUGGUUUGGUAAAAGAAGAAGUAGAAACAUCGCACACUUUCCCAGAAACAACUAUAAAAUCUACAGUACCCGACCAAAAAGACAUUAAAGAUUCACAUGAAGAAACUGCUUCAGAUAUCCAUGCUUCUGUAGACUUUUCACAAAAACUUGAAGAACUAAGAGAAUCUACAGCUAGUUUAGUUACAGACAUAGUGGAAACCACACACACCUUCCCAGAAACAACUAUUAAAUCUACAAUAUCCGAAGUAAAAGAAUUUAAAGAUUCUGUAAAGGAGAAGAUUGAAGAAACAGCAACAGAUGUCCAAGCAUCUGUAGAGACUACCGUUCAAAAAGCUACCGAAACAGUCGAGGAUAUUAAAAAAGAUGUAACCGAAACUAUUAGCUAUAAAGUAACUGAACUCAAGGAAGAAAAAGACAAAAUCGUUAGCGCCGUUGAAGCCGAAAGCAAGUCAGCAUUGAAAACUACAGCAGAUACUUUAGCUGAGAUCAAGGAAACUACUGUAGAUAUGACAAAAGACGUAAAGGAAUCGAUUACAAAACAAACUGAUGAAAUUACUAAAGAUGCCACCACAACUGUAGCGGAUGUUAGAACAGCUGGCCAGACAUUGAUUAAAGACUUACAAAAAGAAGUUUCAACCACUCUUACAGCAAUUACUAAAGAUAUUGAAAAAUUACUAGAUACUAGCGUCAAAACUUCUACUGAAGAGGAACAACAGGAGGAAGUUGUUGAAGAAGUAAUCACAAAAAGCGUAACAUCUUUAACUAAAGAAGCUCCCAGUAAAGCUGAAGAAGACACUGUUGGCUUUACCUCAGAACUAAGAGAAACUCAUAUUACAACAAUGGAUUCACCUGAAUUGAAAAUUACAAUUACCGAACGCGAUGAAGCUGCCGUAUUGCAUGAUAUUAAGGAAGAGGAAGAAGAACAUCAGCGCAUCUCACCUCCAACAGAAGUGGGUCAAAUUUUGGCUGAACCUUUGCCCAUCAGACCUGUAUCACCCAGAGAAGAAGAAGUCUUUAAAAUUGUCGCUGAUGUUGCAAAAGUUUUGAAAUCCGAAAAAGAUAUUACAGAAAUUAUACCCGACUUUGAUGAAAAAGAACUGGAAGAAAAACUCAAAUCUUCAGAUGAGCUGGAAGCUGAAUCGACAACUGUACAAAGAAUGUUAGUUACUGCCAGUAGUGAAGAUGGUGGUGAGGAAAUUGAAAUUUGUCCCAAAGGUUCUAUACAAUUCACUCCAGCUACCAUUGCAGAAGGCGUUUCCGAAAAAGAAAAGCCUGUCUUAGACAAGGUUCCUGCAACAGAAAUUGAAUCAGAAAAAUCAUCACCCGAUCUUAAAUCUUCAGGACCAGUUUCGAUCGAAGAGAAAGAUAAGAUAGAAAUUUCGGAAAAAAUGCAGCUCAAAGAACUUAGAGGCAAAGAUAUCGUGGCAGAUGAGUCCACUUCUAGCAUGGAUCUUGAAUGGAGAAGAGAAUCGGCCAUCAGCACAUAUAGCGAAAAGGAUUUGACAAGGGAUGAAGAUACAUAUGAUGAUAAACAAGACUUCCCAUCUAGUCCAUUGGAAGACAAAGAAAAACCCGAAACAAAAUAUACUCAAGCUGAAGCAGUCGCUGAAUUACCUUGCCUUGAACAAAAAGAUAUUUCCCGACCCGAAUCCACAGUUUCUUCUAAGGAGGAUGAAAAAUCAGUAGUGAAAGAUGUUGAAUCACGUAAAGAAUCUGUGGCCAGUCAAAUUAGUGUGAAGAGUGAAGAAGAAAAAGAAGCAUCUCGUCCAGAAUCUGUAGCCAGCAUUAAAGCUGAUGCUGAAAAAGAAUCAUCACGCAAAGAAUCCUUGGUAUCAACUACAGAAGAAAAACCAGAAUCAAGACGAGAGUCUGUUUUAUCGGUAGCUGAAAGCAAAAAGGAUGACAAAUCUCCCGUGACAGAAGAAAGAGAAGCUUCACGCCCCGAAUCUGUAGCUAGCCACGUCAGCACUAAAGCUGAAUCAACUGCAGAAGAAAAACCAGAAUCUAGACGUGAGUCUGUCUUAUCGGUAGCUGAAAGCAAAAGGGAUGACAAAUCCCCAGUAACAGAAGAAAAGGAACCAUCACGUCCGGAGUCUAAGGCCAGCUCCAAGGGUGAGGCUGAAAAAGAACUAUCACGCAAAGAUUCUUUAGUUUCUACUACAGAAGAAAAACCAGAAUCUAUACGUGAGUCUGUCUUAUCGGGAGCUGAAAGCAAAAAGGAUGACAAAUCUCUUGUGUCAGAAGAAAAGGAACCUUCACGUCCGGAGUCUAAAGCCAGCUCCAAGGGUGAGAUAGAAGAAGAACCAACCCGCAAAGAAUCCCUAGUAUCAACUACAGAGAAAAAACCUGAAUCAAGGCGCGAGUCUGUCUUAUCAGUAGCAGAAAGCAGAAAAGAUGAUAAAUCUCCAGUGACAGAAGAAAAAGAAGCUUCACGCUCCGAAUCUGUAGUUAGCCACGUCAGCACUAAGGCUGAAUCAACUACAGAAGGAAAGGCAGAAUCUAGACGCGAGUCUGUCUUAUCAGUAACUGAAAGUAAACAGGAAGAUAAGUCUCCAGUGACAGAAGAAAAGGAACCAUCACGUCCGGAGUCUAAGGCCAGCUCCAAGGGUGAGGCUGAAAAAGAACCAUCCCGCAAAGAUUCCUUAGUUUCAACUACAGAAGAAAAACCAGAAUCAAGACGCGAGUCUGUCUUAUCGGUAGCUGGAAGCAAAAAGGAUGACAAAUCUCCAGUGUCAGAUGAAAAGGAACCUUCACGUCCGGAGUCUAAAGCCAGCUCCAAGGGUGAGGCUGAAAAAGAACCAUCACGCAAAGAAUCCAUAGUAUCAACUACAGAAGAAAAACCAGAAUCAAGGCGCGAGUCUGUCUUAUCAGUAGCAGAAAGCAGAAAAGAUGAUAAAUCUCCAGUGACAGAAGAAAAAGAAGCUUCACGCCCCGAAUCUGUAGUUAGUCACGUCAGCACUAAGGCUGAAUCAACUACAGAAGAAAAACCCGAAUCUAGACGUGAGUCUGUUUUAUCGGUAGCUGCAAGCAAAACCGAUGACAAAUCUCCAGUGUCAGAUCAAAAGGAACCCUCACGUCCGGAGUCUAAGGCCAGCUCCAAGGGUGAGGCUGAAAAAGAACCAUCACGCAAAGAAUCCCUAGUAUCAACUACAGAGGAAAAACCAGAAUCAAGGCGAGAGUCUGUCUUAUCGGUAUCUGAAAGCAAAAAGGAUGACAAAUCUCCACUGACAGAAGAAAAGGAACUAUCACGGCCAGAGUCUGUUGUAUCAGCAGCCGAAAGUAAAAAGGAUGUUUCGGAAGAAAAGGAACCUUCACGUCCAGAAUCCGUAGCCAGCCAUGUCAGUUCCAAGACUGAUGCUGAAAAAGAUCCUUCUCGAAAAGAAUCUUUAAUAUCAGUCGCUGUGUCAGAAGAAAAGGAAUCCUCACGCCCAGAGUCUGUUGUUAGCACUAAGAGUGAAACUGAAAAAGAACCAUCACGUAAAGAAUCACUAAUUUCAAGCACAGAAGAAAAAGAAAUUAUAAAAGAAGAUAAAUCUUCUGCCAGCGAAGAAAAAGAACCUUCACGCCCAGAAUCUAAGUCUAGCUCAAAGGACAGUGCUGAAAAGGAAGCAACUCGAAAAGAUUCCGUAAUCUCUACCACAGAAGAAAAAGUUGAAUCAAGACGCGAAUCUGUCCUAUCAACAGCUGAGAGCAAGAAGGAUGAAAAGGAAUCAUCUCGCCCUGAAUCUGUAGCAAGUCAUGUCAGUACUAAGGGAGAAGUGGAAAAAGAAUCAUCACGCAAAGAGUCUUUAGUUUCAGUAGCUGAUAGCAAGAAGGAUGAAAAAUCUCCUAUAACUGAAGAAAAGGAAGUUUUACAUUCAGAAUCUGUAGCCAGCUCUAAGGCUGAUGCUGAAAAAGAACCAUCACGCAAAGAGUCAAUGAUUUCAACCACCGAAGUUGAAUCAAGACGUGAAUCCGUUUUAUCAACUGCCGAUAGUAAAAAGGACGAACAAGCUACAGUGACUGAUGAAAAGGAAACUUCUCGCCCAGAAUCUGUAGCCAGCCAUGUUAGCUCAAAGGUUGAAGCGGAAAAAGAACCAUCGCGCAAAGAGUCUGUAAUUUCAACCACUGAAGAUAAACCAGAAUCUAGACGCGAAUCUGUUUUAUCAACCGCCGAUAGUAAAAAAGAUGACAAAUCUUCUGCUUCCGAUGAAAAGGAAGCUUCUCGUCCUGAAUCUGUUGCUAGUCAUUUAAGCUCAAAGGGCGAAGCUGAAAAGGAAACAUCACGUAAAGAGUCUUUGAUUUCUGUCACUGAAGAAAAAGUAGAAACUAAAUUAGAAUCAACAUUGACAGCAGUUGUAAGCAAAAAGGAAGAAUCCCUGAUUCCACAAGCAAGUGAAAUAACUGAAAGCAAGAAAGAGGAAGAUACAUCUGCCUCUCGUCCAGCCUCAGUUGCAAGUCAUGUUAGUUCAGAAUCUAAGAAAGAGGAGGACAAGGAUGCUUCACGUUCCGUUUCAGUUACCAGUCACACAAGUCUGAAGAGCGACAGUGAAAAACACGAACAAGAAGCUACAGAAAAGGAGUCAGUAUCUACUGCUGAUGCUGUAGAGUCUAAACGUGAAUCCAUUGUAUCUACCACCGAAAGUCAAAAAGAUGAAACUAAAGAGACAUCCCGCCCUGAAUCUGUUGCCAGCAGCACUGACAAACAAGAAGUCAGAAAAGAAUCUCUGAUUUCAAGUACCCAAGAUGUGCAUGAAUCUAGACGGGAGUCCUCAGCCGAAAGUAAAACAGAUGAUAAAUCACCACUAAUCGAAACUCAACAACUAUCACGGGCCGAAUCUGUAGCCAGCCACAUUAGUUCUAAGAGUGAAGCUUGUCAAGAGAAAACUAUUGCAAGUAAAACAGAAGAAACUGAAACUUUCAGUGUCAGCAAGGAAUCGGCAGCACAAAUUGAAACCAAAAAAGAAUCAACUUCGGAAAAGCAGGAAUCUAUAUCAGAAAGUAUAACAGCCUCCACCGAAAUCACAAAGGAAUCUAAAACAACAGUAUCAGAAGAUAAACAACUGUCAGUGGUUGAAAGUAAAAAGGAUAUUAUUUCAUCCACAGCUAGCUCAGCCAGUGCUAAGGAUGAUACACAGGAAAUUGUAACAACAAUAACAGAAACAAUUACCACACAAAUAGUAGAGAGUAAAAAAGAUGACAAAUCAUCCACCGCUAGUCAAGCUAUUUCUAAGGAUGAUAAACAGGAAACUGUAACAAAAACCACGACAGAAGUUAUAACCAGCCAAGUGGUCGAAAGUGAAAAGGCCGAUAAAUCGUCGACAGUUACAGAUGACAAAAAAGAAACAAUAACAGAAAAAAUUACCACCCAAGUGUUGGAAACUAAACAAGAUGACAAAUCAUCAGAGACUAGCAAAGCCACAUCCAAGGAUGAUAAACAAGAAAUUGUAAAAACAACAACUGAAAUAACCAGCACACAAGUUUCCAGCAAAUCAGAUGAGAAAUUCGCUAAACUUUCUGAAGAAAAGAAAGACAGUCAAGUAAAGGUUACCGAAAGCGUUAAGACUACAGUCGUUGAGAAACCUGUGGAAAUUAAAACCUUAACCGAAACAUCUACCACAUCGUCCACUACCAAACAAACCGCCCAAGAAUUAUUAGAUGCUACUACCAAAGAGAGCAAAACAACUGUUACUGAAACAACACGUGUCAUAAGUUCUCAAUUGAUCGACUCAUUACAUGAAGAAGACUCACGCAGUGAAUCGGUCAGUAGCAGUGUUAAAGUUGAAGAAGGUUCUCUACGCGAAUCUUUAUCCGAAAAGGAAAUAUCCCGUUCAACAGAAACAAAAGAGUCUAUCGAUAGAACCGAACUGCUAACACACGCCGAAGAUUCCCAGGCUUAUUCGGAAGAAUGUUCUUCGGAAUCUAUUGUUAGUGAAAUUCAAACAUCUGCCAUGAGCAAGGCCGAAAAGGCUGAAACCAGUAAAAUGUCUUCUACUUCGGAAACAUCAGUUAAAGAGAGUCUAAAACAAACCGUUGAAGAAUUCUUAGCAACUGAGAAAAUAAUUUCCACUAAGGAAAUCAUGAGUACAUUUGAUAGCAUUAGCAAAGCCAAGACUGCCAGCUCAGAAUCGCGUCGCGAGUCGACCCUAAGCCAGACUAGUGAGGGACGUCAGACUCACAGCGACCAAGAGGACGAUGAUGAAGACGAUGAAGCCACCACUCAUAUUAAAGAGGGACGUUCAAAGUCAAUCGCCAGCAUAAUGACCACCAGCAUCUACAAACCAUCCAAAGAAGUAAAGGUUAGCGAAACUUUGGGAGAAGAACUAGAAGAAUUUGCCAGCAAAGAGAAAUCACAAAUUAUCAAAGAAUCCAUGACUUUGGCUCAAUCAUAUGAACAUGAAUUAUCCGACCGCAAAACACCACCUACUGCCCCUGUUAGUCCUGGUAUAAUGAAAACAACCAUUAGUGGAGUGAGUGCAACCACAGCUGUUGCUACAGCUUCAGCCUCUACCACAACAACCAGCACAACAAAAACCUUUAUAACUGAUACAACAAGCAGCACAACAACACACAGUGGUCCUUUAUCGCCUAGAGAUAUCAGCGGUAAAUCCAGCCCCGGAGGUCUAACAUCCGAAAGUCAAUCCAUACCCACACCCAUGGGUAGAGAAUCAUUGACAGAGACCCCAGAAUCAUCACCCAAGCCAACAUCACCUUUCCCACGGGUAACCAAAGAGGAUCUUAAAUCAGCUGCUAGUUAUACAGCAGAACAAGUAGAGAAAACUGCUGCUGCCUUCUCAACUAUCGAACAACAAGAAACUUCCAGCGUCAGCUCUUUGAUUAAACAACUCUCUGGCGAAGUGUUGCCCGAAUUGCAUGAAGUCAGGGGUAUAGAGAAAACUGCCGCCUUAAGUGGCAGCACAGAGAAGAUUAUCACUACCACCAUAACAACUGUUACGAAAGUAAUCUCCACCGAUGGCAAGGAGAUUGUGACUGAAGAAAAGACAAUCACAACCACAGACUCAACAGAUCCCGAAGGCGAAAAGGUAACAGUGACAACCACACGCACCACCAGCGAAAGCGAUAAAAGUGAUGUUAUGCUGCCCAAAGAAGUUGCUAUGUUACGCAGCAUGUACCGCUCCUCAACUCCUGGUAGUGAUGAUGGUGUGGCAUAUCUCAGUGACGACGAGAUACCAGCCUCACCCAGAAGUAUCACUUCUUCUCAUGGUGCCAGCUACGAUUUGCAACGAUCCGGCUCAGGUGUUAGUAAGAAAUCUGACUUUGAUUUGGACGAAAGUCAAGAUGAUAUACCUCCACAAUAUGGCAGCGAGGAACUUUCAGCAGCCCGCUCCAUAACAACCACAGGUUUUGUACACAAAAUCGCUGAUCCCAUGAGCACUUCUUUCUAUGGAGCACUGCCAGAUACAUUUGAAACCAAAACCUCACAACCAAUCAAUAUACAAGGUACAACUACACAUCUACAAACCUUUACGGAAUCACCCAUAUCGCAGUCAUCCGGUUCGAUAGAAAGCACCACUACACUUCCACAUAAGUUCUUAGAAGAGGCUGAUAUGGGCUUCGAACAGGCCCUUAAAGAACAUGUGCAAUUAAGAGGAGCCGACGUUAUGUCCUCGGUCACAGCUAAAUAUUCCUACUCACCAUCCAAAGCCGAAGAAGUCGAACAGACAGUUGCCAGUGCUGAGAAACCCAAAUUCCCCUUGGGAAGUGUACAAAAAUCACGUUUCACUGAGGGAGUUAGUGAAAAAGAAGGAGCCACUAUUGUUACAACUACUACCACCACUGUGACAACUACACAAGGCGAUGGUGCCAGUGCUAGCAGUAGAACAACAACGACUGAAACAUCAACCACUUCCUCAUCUGCUAGCGUAGAUGAUAAACUCAAAGAAUGGGGUAAACCUUUGGGUCUACCCUCACCUGCACCUAUGGCUGCCGAAAGUGAUGUACGCACCACACCCAAGAAGGAGCGCAGACUGGUGGCCACCAAGACAAGACUUAAUAACGAAAAGAACUUACGCAAACGUUCCGAAUCGCCCAACAAAGCUAAGAAGCCCUCACCCGUCUAUGUUGAUCUAACAUAUGUACCUCAUAAUGGCAACUCCUAUUACUCGCAUGUAGAAUUCUUCAAGAGAGUAAGAGCACGCUAUUAUGUUUUCUCAGGCACCGAGCCCAGCCGUCAAGUGUACGAUGCCUUACUGGAGGCAAAACAAACCUGGGAAGAUAAAGAAUUAGAGGUAACUAUCAUCCCUACCUACGACACUGACGUUUUAGGCUAUUGGGUAGCAGAAAAUGAAGAACUUUUAGCCAAAUAUCGCAUUGACUUGUCACCCUCGGCCUCACGCUGCACCAUCAAUUUACAAGAUCACGAAACCUCUUGCUCGGCUUAUCGUUUAGAAUUCUAGGCCACGGGGAUGUUCGUAGCAUUUUCGGAUAAUUAAGUUUCCCUAUAUUUAAUUUUUAGACUACAGAGUAAUGAAACUAACACAAGAAGAUGAUGAAAAAACAAACAAAACAUAAAAGAAACCAGUUAAAUGAAUCUUAUAUAAUUUUUGACAAUUCAACAAUACUCAGCAGAUGAUAACAACAAGCUUUAAGCUUUUCGAAAAAGCUAAAGAUACACUUAACAAAAGCUUUAAAGCUUUGUUAAAACAUUAAAGCAAGGCUUAA